This is a messenger RNA of Corythoichthys intestinalis (scribbled pipefish), 3690 nucleotides long. It is a transcript of the gene tnfrsf21, whose product is annotated as tumor necrosis factor receptor superfamily, member 21. Gene Ontology annotation, molecular function: protein binding. The transcript is spliced from 6 exons. The coding region runs from base 300 to 2294 and encodes 664 amino acids. Gene Ontology annotation, cellular component: plasma membrane. The record is from RefSeq and is a predicted model, not a curated record. NCBI's taxonomy places the organism in Eukaryota, Metazoa, Chordata, Actinopteri, Syngnathiformes, Syngnathidae. Gene Ontology annotation, biological process: oligodendrocyte apoptotic process; negative regulation of B cell proliferation; humoral immune response.
CCGCACUGCUCACUCAACAAACGUGCUCUGGGCGAGGCGGCGGUCCCCGCUUGGCCCGUCACCGCGAUGGGAAUUAGCACAGCGUUCUUUGCGAGACAAGCCCUUAACCCUUACUACCUGAAACCGCUCCAUCUGUGGACCCAGACUAUAAAACAUUGCAGUUGAGCUGCUUCUCUUCCCCCACAGUGCAUGAGAAGGAGGAUGAAGAGCACAAACACCCAGAGAUGAGAAGUGUUUGUCUUGUCAACUUGGACAAGGGCGUUUGAUUGAUCCUCAUCUGAGUUCUGUACAUCUACACAAUGUCCGCCAUGUGUAUUUCUGCAGUGGUCCUGUGGACAUUGGUAGUUGAAAUCUCAGCACGAGUCUUGUCCACAACUCACCCGGCUGACCUGCCCCUCCUGUCUUCCCGCCACUAUCAAUACAAAGACCCAGACUCUGGCUUCCAGCUGGUCUGUGACAAGUGCCCGGCAGGUACCCAUGUGUCUGCCCACUGUUCUUUAAAUGCUGUGAGGGAGUGCAGCCCCUGCCCUGAAGGUACUUUCACACGGGGUGAAAACGGCGUUUCACAAUGCCAUCACUGUCGGACUCAGUGUCCUGUAGGCCAGAUUGAGAAACUACCCUGCACUGCCACACAAGACCGUGUGUGUACGUGCCCACCAAACAGCUUCCUGUCGAUGGAAGGUGGCAAAGAGUGUAAGCAACAUUCGCUGUGCCCUCCUGGGACAAGGGUGAAAAAGCGUGGUAGUGAAACAGAAGAUGUCAUUUGCAAGCCUUGCACCAAAGGAACAUUCUCCGAUUUGGAAUCAAGUGCUCUCAAGUGCCAAGCCCAUUCGAAUUGUAAAGCUCAGGGGUUGAUGCUGCUCAAAGUGGGAACAAGAGAGACUGAUAAUCUUUGUGGACCCCCAUCUACAUCCCAUUCAUCUACAUUUUCUUCCACAACCACUGCACAAAGACAGAAACUAGUGACAUCGGAAUCUUCCUCAUCAACAUUAGACCACAAAGGCAUUAACAGCCGGUCAGCUGCAAUUCAAGUAAGGGAAAACCAAGAAAGGAAACUAGAGGUCAAAAUAUUCAGUAAUGCUCAAAGCACCAGUCCAGCAAUCUAUGACUCUCAGACUUCACCUCCAAUAGCCCGGAAACAUCUGGUGCAUCACAAGCAGCAGUGGGACAAAACAAAAUCAGACCCUUUGCAUGGGCCUAAAAAGAGGACAGUGGAAGGAUUCGAGGGUUCAGAGGUCAGGGUUGGGAUUGGAAUCAAUAAAAUUGAUGUGGUGUCAAACAGAGACAGUGUUUCCAAUUUUAACCGUCCCACGCGAAGAGGAUCCCCUCGGCCGAGCCCUCAUGAUCACUUUGAUAUUAACGAGCACCUCCCCUGGAUGAUUGUCUUGCUGCUUCUGCUCGUACUGGUGGUCAUAGUAAUGUGCAGCGUGAAACGGAGUUCCCGUAUGCUUAAGAAAGGACCCAUGGAGGACCCGAGCAGUAUCGUGGGGAGGGCAAUCCAAAAGAAACCAUCUCUGCCUCCCACACAGGUUAAAGAGAAGUGGAUCUAUUAUUCCAAUGGACAAGGUGUGGACAUUCUAAAACUGGUUGCAGCUCAGGUGGGGCCCCAAUGGAUUGACAUUUAUCAUUCGCUGGCCAGCGCCACUGAGCGAGAGGUUGCCGCCUUUUCCAGCGGCUAUUCGUCAGAUCAUGAGCGGGCAUACGCUGCUUUGCAGCACUGGACCAUCCGAGACAGUGACGCCAAUCUGGCCAAACUGAUAAAUGCCUUGCACCGACAGCGCCGUAUUGACAUAGUGGAGAAAAUCAGACUGGUCAUGGAGGACAACCCGCAGUUUGAUAUAAACCAGCUGAUGACGUCUGUGAAUGUAAGCCAAAGCCUAAGUCCCAUUCACAAGCCUCAAGAAUCUCCCAUCAGCAUUGGCGGCACUGCAACAGGUGUGGAGCAGUCGCCAGUGGAUCGUACCAAAGGUUUUUUCCACGAUGAGUCAGAACCACUGCUUCGUUGCGAUUCCACCUCCAGCAAAGACUCCGCUCUUAGCAGGAACGGUUCAUUUAUCACUAAAGAGAAGAAAGACACAGUGCUCCGGCAAGUACGCCUUGACCCUUGCGACCUUCAGCCUAUUUUUGACGACAUGCUGCACAUCCUGAACCCGGAGGAGCUGCACGUUAUCGAGGAGAUCCCUGCUGCUGAAGACAAGCUGGACCAGCUUUUUGAGAUUGCCGGAGUUAAAAGUCAGGAGGCCAGUCAGACGCUUUUAGACUCGGUGUACAGCCACCUCCCUGAUCUUUUGUAGGCCAAGUAGAAGACAGAGUUAAAGUCAUCAAAUGUCACCCAGUCGAUCAGAUUGCGUACGAGUUGGAUCUGACAAAGUGAUCCCGCUUAAGUUUAAAUCUGUCCAAUAAUGACUUUGUUUCAUGCUUUUUUCACUGGGUUCGAUCUUUAUUCCUUUUAAUGUUUGUUCUUUGUUGUUCAUGCUGAACCAUAUAACAGGGUCAAAGUCAAUACUUGGUGUAAUCCCUACAAAAUGUAUUGGAAAGACUCAGAGUUUUAUAAUGUAGCAAACCUCAAUACAGCAGAUAUGGCUCCAAAACAUGUUGCCAAACAACUCCGAUACUACAGUUUUUCCCAAUUGCUAAAACACAUUUCACAAAACUUCCCUCCUUUUUGCCCACAUUUUAAACUUAUUUUCUAAAGCUAGUUGAACAAAACCUCACCCUGUCUGUUCAAAACUCAAAUUUUCACACCAAAACAGCUGCUUAAAGCCUGCAAAUGGUUAGACAUCGUCACAGGCGACAGCAUAUGUAACAGCUGAAAACACAAUCAUAAGAGUGUGAGAAUGUUUUCUUUUCCACAACUGUCAGAGUGCAGUUUCAGAAACCGUACAGUAUCGCUUCUUAGAAUAUUUUACUGUAGCUUGGGCAUUCAUAGAUUUGCGGGUUUUAUAUGAACAAUAGGUAAAUCCACAUAAUACAGGAUGUACACUACUGUGCUAUAUCACAACCAAACGAGGAUGCAAUACACGUGUACAGUAUGUAGAUGAAAGGCAUUACUGUCAAGAUCAACUAAAUUCAAGCUCCAUUCCACACAACAGUAUUCAUUGAAAACAAUGCUAAGGGUGUGAUGAUUUUUUAUUUAUUUUAUGUAAGAAAGUGCGCAUGUGCACACAUGGACUAGCAGACGCACACACGCCUACUAACAUGCAUGCACGUACGCGUAGUCACAAACAGGCGUACACACGCACGUAAACACGCGCAUGCACGCACACAAACAACUACGCACAUUACAGAAUCAGAAUUCCCUUUAUUGUCAUUUCAUAAUUAUUUGCUGAUUGAAAUUGUAGCUUCUCGCUAGUGUAUCACAGUGUAGCAAAAAAGUGAGUACACCCCUUGCAUUUCUGCAGAUAUUUAAAUAUAUCUUUUUCAUGGGACAACACUUACAAAAUGACACUUUGACACAAUGAAAAGUAGUCUGUGUGUAUAAUAGAGUUGAUUUAUUUUCCCCUCAAAAUAACUCAAAAUAUAGCCAUUAAAGCGGAAAUGUGAAGUAAGGUUGGCCAACCAUGUUCAAUAUCAAUGGCUAAACAGUUAUAAGCAUAUUUUCGUUAUGUUUUUUUUAACGCAACCCUUCCAGAUUCUUUGUUUAACCCAUAGGAAUACUACAUAGUAUUUCGUUUAAAAAAAAAAAAACGA